AUGAAAAGCCAGAAAGAUGAAAACCAGAAAGAUGAAAGCCAGAAAGAUGAAAGCCAGAAAGAUAAAAACCAGAAAGAUGAAAGCCAGAAAGAUAAAAACCAGAAAGAUGAAAGCCAGAAAGAGGAAAGCCAGAAAGAUGAAAACCAGAAAGAUGAAAGCCAGAAAGAUGAAAGCCAGAAAGAUAAAAACCAGAAAGAUGAAAGCCAGAAAGAUAAAAACCAGAAAGAUGAAAGGCAGAAAGAUAAAAACCAGAAAGAUGAAAGCCAGAAAGAUAAAAACCAGAAAGAUGAAAGCCAGAAAGAUAAAAACCAGAAAGAUGAAAGCCAGAAAGAUGAAAACCAGAAAGAUGAAAGCAAGAAAGAUGAAAACCAGAAAGAUGAAAGCCAGAAAAAUGAAAACCUGAAAGAUGAAAGCCAGAAAGAUGAAAACAAGAAAGAUGAAAGCCAGAAAGAUGAAAACCAGAAAGAAUGA
Messenger RNA from Macrobrachium nipponense, 471 nucleotides. RefSeq names its product nucleolar protein 58-like. The record is from RefSeq and is a predicted model, not a curated record. Bases 1 to 471 code for a protein of 156 amino acids. The transcript has a single exon. NCBI's taxonomy places the organism in Eukaryota, Metazoa, Arthropoda, Malacostraca, Decapoda, Palaemonidae.